This is a messenger RNA of Cynara cardunculus var. scolymus (artichoke), 1787 nucleotides long. Its product is annotated as putative ubiquitin-conjugating enzyme E2 38. The record is from RefSeq and is a predicted model, not a curated record. Lineage: Eukaryota; Viridiplantae; Streptophyta; Magnoliopsida; Asterales; Asteraceae. Gene Ontology annotation, molecular function: ubiquitin conjugating enzyme activity. The transcript has 6 exons. The coding region runs from base 242 to 1600 and encodes 452 amino acids.
ACGAUGUCUACUAAGGCGGGAAUAGGAGAACCAAUCCCUCCACACUACCUACACACUCGCGCCGUUGCUUUCUCUCUUUAGACUGUAGCUUCGUGACUAUGAUCCAACUGGAUUCUCUCUCCUUCCGAUUUUGAAUUGAUCGAGUUCAAUUCAUCUUCAAGUUCCCUUUUCGUUUUGUGUUCACAAGUUUUUAGGGUUUAUAUUUGUUCUGAUUUGAUCAACUGAGUGCCGCCAAUCCGCCAUGGAAGUUGAAAUCAACAUGCUGGAGUCUGAGGGUUCAAUCGGAAACAAGGUUAAACACGACAAGGAUGUUAUGAAGCCUAUUAGUGAAGCUAUCACAUCUGGAUCUCUAGACUCAGAUAUGUCAAACCAUGGUGAUGGCAAUGAUGAUGAUGAUGACAUGGUUGAUGAUGCCUUUGAUUUUGAUGAUGAUGAUGAUUAUAUGUUUGAGAAUUUCAAAGAAGAUGAUGAAGCCCAUUAUUUGAGCAUGCAAGCCCAAUUUGAUAAUGUUGAUUUGCCCCCUGGUGUGGAAGCAUCUUUUUCGUGGUUGAACGACCUUCCAUCGUCCACAAGUACCACUGUUGGCCUGAGCAAUUCAUCCCUGAUGGAUCCUAUAACCCUCUCUGUAGAAACCCACGAUCAUGAAAUACCGAAUAUACCCUUUAGCAAAAGUAAAGACAUUGCUUCUAGCAGUUUGUCGGUCCUUCCAAACAUAAUGUCAAGUUCUGCAUCAGAAAAGGAAGAUGUAACUGAAGAAGAGGUGAAGAUGAAGUUUGAUCACUUCAAACUAUUUGAUAUUGUUGAUGAUUUUGCUGAUCAUCAUUUCAAUGAUGCUGGUUUUCAAGGCCAACGGCCUCCAAAGACCUGGACAAAGAAAAUUCAGGAUGAGUGGAAAAUACUAGAGAACAACUUACCAGAUACCAUCUUUGUGAGGGCAUAUGAAACAAGAAUGGAUCUUUUGAGAGCUGUGGUUGUAGGAGCAGCAGGCACUCCGUAUCAUGAUGGCCUUUUUGUCUUUGAUAUGCACCUUCCUCCAACCUACCCAGACAGCCCCCCAAUGGUUUAUUAUUACUCUCGUGGCCUUCGGCUAAACCCCAACUUAUAUGAAUCUGGAAAAGUCUGCCUUAGCCUUCUCAAUACUUGGGCUGGUAUAGGAAACGAGAAUUGGGUGCCAAAUAGAUCAACCAUGCUUCAAGUCCUGUUGUCAAUACAGGCACUGAUUUUGAACGAUAAGCCGUUUUUCAAUGAGCCUGGGCAUGAUGAUAUGUAUCCUGGAGCUGUGGGAGAGAAGAAAUCCAAGAUAUAUAAUGAACGCACUUUCAUUUUAUCCUUGAAAACAAUGAUGUAUACACUUGGGAGACCCCCAAAGCACUUUGAGGAUCUUGUUGUUGGACAUUUCCGUAGCCGUGCGCAUGCAAUUUUGUCAGCGUGCCGAGCUUACAUGGAGGGUUUUGAAGUAGGUUUGAUGGUCAAUGGAGGUGAGAAGAAAGAUGGGUCAAAGACGUUCAAGGCAGACGUGGGUAGAAUGGUUAAUGGUCUGGUUUCAAGCUUGAGUAAAUGUGGUGCAACUAACUGUGAUCAGUUUCGUGUUGGAAGCUGAUGGCUCCCCCAACCCCACAACUUUUGUGAAAAGUAGUGGUUUAAAUUGUAAGAUAAGAAACAGUAACUCCCUAGUAAUCUGGACGUGGGGAAUAGUAAAUAUUUUAGAGAACGUGAACAAUAUUCACAUGUGAAUGUGAACAACUGUUUUAACAGUUUCAUGGAGUUACCGUUGUUGUUGUUGGUUG